This is a messenger RNA of Hirundo rustica (Barn swallow), 1494 nucleotides long. RefSeq names its product speckle type BTB/POZ protein (gene SPOP). Gene Ontology annotation, cellular component: cytoplasm; nucleus. The transcript is spliced from 10 exons. The coding region runs from base 307 to 1431 and encodes 374 amino acids. Gene Ontology annotation, molecular function: ubiquitin protein ligase binding. Gene Ontology annotation, biological process: regulation of proteolysis; proteasome-mediated ubiquitin-dependent protein catabolic process. The record is from RefSeq and is a predicted model, not a curated record. NCBI's taxonomy places the organism in Eukaryota, Metazoa, Chordata, Aves, Passeriformes, Hirundinidae.
ACCGCGCGCAUGCGCGCUGGGCUGCUGCGGGCACCUGCGCAAUAGUGAUCCCCGGGUCGCGCUCGGCGGAGACCGGCCCGGGAGGACAUGCUGCCAAAUAGUGAUCCCUUGCUGCUGGUGGUCUCCUGAGGGGGCUGCGGGGUCCGGGGGCCGUCCCCACACACCGCACCUGCCCGGGCAGCGCUCCCCGCCUCCCUCCGGCCUCCCAGCAGCGCCGCACCGCCGGCGGGGCCGCUCCUCGGGCCGCGAGGUGCAGCUGAGCUCGUUCCCUGCUGCCUGUGCCCCCUGCCCGGUUCCAAGCUGGCGAUGUCCAGGGUGCCGAGUCCCCCCCCUCCGGCAGAGAUGUCCAGCGGGCCCGUGGCCGAGAGCUGGUGCUACACACAGAUCAAGGUGGUGAAGUUCUCCUACAUGUGGACCAUCAACAACUUCAGCUUCUGCCGGGAGGAGAUGGGGGAGGUCAUCAAGAGCUCGACCUUUUCCUCUGGAGCCAACGACAAACUCAAGUGGUGUUUACGUGUGAACCCCAAGGGCCUGGACGAGGAGAGCAAGGAUUACCUGUCCCUGUACCUGCUGCUGGUGAGCUGCCCCAAGAGCGAGGUCAGGGCCAAGUUCAAGUUCUCCAUCCUCAACGCCAAGGGAGAGGAGACCAAGGCCAUGGAGAGCCAGCGCGCCUAUCGCUUCGUGCAAGGCAAGGACUGGGGCUUCAAGAAGUUCAUCAGGAGAGAUUUCCUGCUGGACGAGGCCAACGGGCUCCUGCCCGAUGACAAACUGACCCUGUUCUGUGAGGUGAGCGUGGUGCAGGACUCGGUGAACAUCUCGGGCCAGAACACCAUGAACAUGGUGAAGGUGCCCGAGUGCCGCCUGGCCGACGAGCUGGGCGGGCUCUGGGAGAACUCGCGCUUCACCGACUGCUGCCUCUGCGUGGCCGGCCAGGAGUUCAAGGGCCACAAGGCAAUCCUGGCAGCGCGCUCGCCCGUGUUCAGCGCCAUGUUCGAGCACGAGAUGGAGGAGAGCAAAAAGAACCGGGUGGAGAUCAACGACGUGGAGCCCGAGGUUUUUAAGGAGAUGAUGUGUUUCAUCUACACCGGGAAGGCCCCAAACCUGGACAAGAUGGCUGAUGAUCUGCUGGCAGCUGCUGACAAGUAUGCCCUGGAGAGGCUGAAGGUGAUGUGUGAGGAUGCUCUCUGCAGUAACCUGUCCGUGGAGAACGCGGCUGAGAUCCUGAUCCUGGCUGACCUGCACAGCGCAGACCAGCUCAAAACCCAGGCCGUGGACUUCAUUAAUUACCACGCCUCGGACGUGAUGGAGACGUCCGGCUGGAAGUCCAUGGUGGUGUCGCACCCGCACCUGGUGGCCGAGGCCUAUCGCUCGCUGGCCUCGGCGCAGUGCCCGUUCCUGGGCCCGCCCCGCAAGCGCCUGAAGCAAUCCUAAGCCGCGCUCCCCGCUCCCGAGCUUUUCUGGAAGCGGCCCCGGCCGCCGCUGCCGCCGCUGCCC